AUGCAAAUCACCAACAUCACUGCUGUGGUCCUUGGCCUCCUCACUUCCUCCGGCCUUGCUGCUGCUGCUCCUCCUCCUUGGGUCAAGCCUGCCACGAUUCAGCUCGCCAACGAAAUGUCAGGUGCCAAUGCCAACGUCGCUGUUCCCGUUGAUGGCGUCAAGCGCCCCGUUCAGGAGCUCUGGGGCCACACCGCGGUUGCACGCGAAGGUCUUGUCUUCGCCUCAAGUGCCAUGCUUACUUCGUUCCAGCAGACAACAGUCUGCGAAUUUACUGAAGGCCCACGUUUGGAUGUGAGCAUCGAUGCUGAGAAGACUUACGCCUCUUUCGGUGGAGGCGUUAAGGACCUCUGCGCCGCCUAUGUGGUGUGCAAGUGCGAGGGCAUGUAA
Molecule: messenger RNA, 387 nt
Organism: Penicillium nucicola
Lineage: Eukaryota; Fungi; Ascomycota; Eurotiomycetes; Eurotiales; Aspergillaceae
Exons: 1
Coding region: 1-387 (128 amino acids)
Source: RefSeq, a predicted model, not a curated record